Medicago truncatula (barrel medic) is the source of this 1119-nucleotide messenger RNA. RefSeq names its product bidirectional sugar transporter SWEET2. The record is from RefSeq and is a predicted model, not a curated record. Lineage: Eukaryota; Viridiplantae; Streptophyta; Magnoliopsida; Fabales; Fabaceae. Gene Ontology annotation, biological process: carbohydrate transport. The transcript has 6 exons. Gene Ontology annotation, cellular component: membrane. Bases 168 to 875 code for a protein of 235 amino acids. Gene Ontology annotation, molecular function: sugar transmembrane transporter activity.
UGUCAAGGUCAAUCAUAGUGAGAGGUUGAAAUGCACAACACAGAUUUAGAGAGAGAAAACUUUUACCAAACGAAAUGAGGAUAAUUGUGACAUAGAAAAAUCAUAUAGUACAUGCAUAACUCAAAUUUUAUUAGUUUCAAUAAAUCAUAAGUUAAAGGCUUAACUUGAUGUCUCUGUUUAAUGCUUACUCCAUUUGUGAAAUUGGUAAAGAUGCAGCUGGAAUUGCUGGUAAUAUCUUUGCAUUUGGGUUAUUUGUAUCUCCAAUACCCACAUUUAGGAGAAUUAUGAGAAAUGGGUCAACAGAAUUGUUCUCAGGAUUGCCAUAUAUUUAUUCUCUAUUAAACUGUUUGAUCUGUUUGUGGUAUGGUACUCCUCUUAUAUCAUGUGAUAAUUUGUUGGUUACCACUGUUAAUUCAAUUGGAGCAGCUUUUCAGCUUGUGUACAUUUUCUUAUUCUUAAUCUAUGCUGAGAAACCAAAAAAGGUGAGAAUGUUUGGAUUAUUGCUGGCAGUUUUAGGUAUAUUUGUGAUCAUACUAGUCGGGAGCUUGAAAAUAACCGAUAGUUCUAUUCGCCGAAUUUUAGUUGGAUGCUUGAGUUGUGCUUCUCUCAUUUCAAUGUUUGCCUCUCCGUUGUUUAUAAUUAAAUUGGUCAUUCGCACGAAGAGUGUUGAGUUUAUGCCGUUUUAUCUUUCGUUUUCGACCUUCUUAAUGAGCAUCUCCUUCUUUCUUUAUGGAUUACUCAGUGACGAUGCCUUCAUUUAUGUACCAAAUGGGAUAGGUACUGUUUUGGGAAUGAUACAGUUGAUUUUAUACUUCUAUUACAAGCGUUCAUCUAGCGAUGACUCUACAGAACCCUUGAUAGUAUCGUAUGGAUAAUCUAUGCUGACAAAGGUAAAGGCAAACGAACACACAGUUUGUGAUUAUGAUUUAUUAGUCUUCCACAGUCUGUGUUAGGCGAUUUUCUGAAAUUAGUCUCAAACAUUCAUUAUGUAUGAAAAUAUUAGCAAUCAAUGAGACAAUGAUGUUAAUAUCCACCUUGUGAUAUUAAAAGCUAAGGCCAUAAUUGUAAACCGUUCAAAAAUCUUGAACUUUUUUCUUUAUGUAUUUAAUUUCUUCUGUA